Molecule: messenger RNA, 189 nt
Organism: Sclerotinia sclerotiorum 1980 UF-70
Lineage: Eukaryota; Fungi; Ascomycota; Leotiomycetes; Helotiales; Sclerotiniaceae
Exons: 2
Coding region: 1-189 (62 amino acids)
Source: RefSeq, a predicted model, not a curated record
AUGGGCCACGACAGCAGUGUACAAUAUUCGACUAGAAAGAUCACUGCACUGCCUUCUUUCAUUUUCCUUGUGGUAUAUGCCUCAAAAAAUCCGCCCGUCGAAAACCAGAAUAAGGUCUUAGUCAAGAAAACCCAAGCUAAAGACGAUGAAGCAGAUUUUGGUCACGCUAAGGUCCAUCAUGGUGUUUAG